This is a messenger RNA of Cladocopium goreaui, 339 nucleotides long. The record is from the annotation of a GenBank genome assembly. Lineage: Eukaryota; Dinophyceae; Suessiales; Symbiodiniaceae.
GCUAAGAAAGCCAAGGAAACUGCAAAGGCCACGCAACGGGCAGCCAUCAAGGCCAAGGAUGCCGACAAGGCGCCAUGGUGCUGUUUUGCCUCUGAAGACGAGAUAAGACGAGUAGCCCUGGGGAUAGGAAGAAACAUCCAGAGAUCACAUCCGGCGCUGGCUAUGCCGAGAAUGACCUCUUCGGAUAGCGGUGCCUCUGCUUCCGCAUCUGGGCAACUGCUGGGCAAUCGGGAGCUGGGCUUCAGCGCCAAAGCUGUGGCUACGAGUGUAGGUGGUGCUCUUCACCGUGCACUCGCAAAGAAGCGUUGGAAGGCAAAGUACAGCCCCAAUACAGGGUGA